GGUGACAAAUAAAUAAGUGUCAAUGUCAAAGUAGUCACAAAAGAUCUGGGAGGAGGAGCAGUGCUUCACCGAGCGGAAUAAACAAUCGAUUUUACAGCCCUGUUUAAUAUCAAAUUGUAAAAUAUGCAGAAGUACGAAAAACUAGAAAAGAUCGGAGAGGGAACUUAUGGCACUGUAUUCAAAGCCAAGAACAAAGAAACUCAUGAAAUAGUGGCUCUAAAGCGGGUGAGGUUAGAUGAUGAUGAUGAAGGAGUACCAUCGUCCGCUUUGCGUGAAAUAUGUCUCCUCAAAGAGUUGAAACACAAGAAUAUUGUUCGGCUGUACGAUGUCUUACAUAGCGAAAAGAAAUUGACCCUUGUGUUUGAGCAUUGCGAUCAAGAUUUGAAGAAAUAUUUCGACAGCUUGAACGGUGAGAUAGACUUGGACGUCGUCAAGUCGUUUAUGUAUCAGUUGCUCCGGGGGCUUGCGUUCUGUCACAGCCACAACGUACUGCACCGGGAUUUAAAGCCUCAGAAUUUGUUGAUUAAUAAAAAUGGGGAGUUGAAAUUGGCUGACUUCGGUUUGGCUAGAGCUUUCGGUAUUCCUGUAAAGUGUUACUCCGCGGAGGUAGUGACGCUCUGGUACCGGCCCCCGGAUGUGUUGUUUGGCGCAAAACUCUAUACUACGAGCAUUGAUAUGUGGUCAGCUGGCUGCAUAUUUGCUGAGUUAGCAAAUUCAGGAAGGCCCUUGUUCCCUGGCUCUGAUGUCGAUGAUCAGUUGAAAAGGAUUUUCAAACUUCUUGGUACUCCUAAUGAAGACACAUGGCCUGGUGUAACUCAGCUGCCCGACUACAAGCCACUGCCAGUUUAUCAGCCAAGCUUAGGACUAGCACAAGUAGUGCCCCGCCUACCAGCUCGAGGCAGGGACCUCCUUGCUCGUCUCCUCACCUGUAACCCAGCCCUGAGGAUGCCUGCCGACGAUGCCAUGGCUCACGCAUACUUUCACGACCUUAAUCCGUCUGUGAAGAAUGACAGAUGUUAACAAUCAAUACGUCCUUACCGCUGCACCUCAGAACUCUUGGUUAGUGAUAAAAACAAUGAUGAGGUGCACGAGUGUUGUGACGAAGAGACUUAAAUAGACUGUAAGGAAUGUCAUUUUAGUGGAGCCAGUGAGUUUAUAAUAGUCAGUGUGUUUUUGCAUUUACCCUUAAUAUUGUUAUUCUGUUUUUUUUUUAUUUGUUUUACAUCAUAGUAUGCAAAUAGUGUUUAAGUAUGACAUAUUUAAUAGACAAAGAGUCAGUUCUUCUAAGUUAUUGCAGUUGUAUACAGAUAAAUCUAUUCUUGGAAUAAGGGGGAUCCCCUUGCAAUUAAAAUAAAGUUAUAACAAUUUUAUGUUA
Messenger RNA from Helicoverpa zea (corn earworm), 1375 nucleotides. RefSeq names its product cyclin-dependent-like kinase 5 (gene Cdk5). NCBI's taxonomy places the organism in Eukaryota, Metazoa, Arthropoda, Insecta, Lepidoptera, Noctuidae. The transcript is spliced from 2 exons. Gene Ontology annotation, biological process: neuron apoptotic process; protein phosphorylation; synaptic vesicle transport. The record is from RefSeq and is a predicted model, not a curated record. Gene Ontology annotation, molecular function: cyclin-dependent protein serine/threonine kinase activity; ATP binding. Gene Ontology annotation, cellular component: cytoplasm; nucleus. The coding region runs from base 124 to 1020 and encodes 298 amino acids.